UUUGGCCAAUCUCAUUGGCUAUAUUGCUUUCUCUUCUCAGCCCUAAGAUUAACAAAACUAAAAUAAAAAAAACCAUACAAAUACAUGAGUUUGUCACUAACAGUUUGAACUUAGAACCCCAGUCUAACAUCCAGAGACUGGUGGCUGUUCUAUAUAAGCAUUUUCCAAAUCUUUUCCACUAGAAAUGGAAAACUUGAAAGCCCCUUUUAAGGGUAUUGCAAAUGAUGUUAAAGGAAGAGCAGGUUGCUAUAAACAAGAUUGGAUUACUGGUCUUCGUUCAGGACUGGGGAUAUUAGCCCCAACUACCUAUAUCUUCUUUGCUUCUGCUCUCCCCGUUAUCGCCUUCGGCGAGCAACUGAGCCGAGAUACAGAUGGGAGCCUAAGCACGGUUGAAACGUUGGCAUCGACUGCCCUUUGCGGUAUUCUACACUCAAUAUUCGGUGGCCAACCACUUUUGAUUCUUGGAGUUGCAGAGCCAACUGUUAUCAUGUAUACAUAUUUGUAUAACUUUGCAAAAGGAAGAGACGAAUUGGGGCAGGAACUAUACUUGGCUUGGGUCGGAUGGGUUUGUGUUUGGACUGCUCUCUUGUUGUUUCUGCUUGCAGUAUUCAAUGCUUGCACGGUAAUUAAUCGGUUCACAAGGAUUGCAGGCGAGCUUUUUGGCAUGUUGAUCAGUGUUCUGUUUAUUCAAGAGGCUAUCAAGGGAGUUGUGAGUGAAUUUCAAGUUCCCGAACAUCAAGACGCGAAGUUAGAGAAGUAUCAAUUUCAAUGGCUUUACACAAAUGGAUUGUUGGGAAUCAUAUUCUCGCUUGGCCUUCUCUAUACUGCCUUGAAAAGUCGACGGGCGAGGUCAUGGUGGUAUGGCACAGGGUGGUUUAGAAGCUUCAUUGCAGAUUAUGGGGUACCUUUAAUGGUUGUAGUGUGGACAGCAAUGUCAUUUAGUGUACCAAGCAAAGUUCCUUCUGGGGUUCCAAGAAGGCUUUUUAGUCCUCUGCCAUGGGAAUCUGCAUCAACACAACAUUGGACCGUAAUUAAGGAUAUGGGAAGGGUCCCUUCAUUGUACAUCUUUGCUGCAUUUAUUCCAGCUGUGAUGAUUGCGGGACUUUACUUUUUCGACCACAGCGUUGCUUCACAAAUGGCACAACAAAAGGAAUUCAAUCUCAAAAAUCCAUCUGCAUAUCAUUAUGACAUCUUGCUGCUUGGAUUCAUGACUUUACUUUGUGGACUAAUCGGCCUCCCUCCUUCGAAUGGAGUCCUACCACAGUCUCCUAUGCAUACUAAGAGCCUUGCAGUUCUCAAAGGGCAGAUCAUCCGACGAAAAAUGGUGGAGAGUGCGAAAGAAAGCAUAAAGCAGAAAGCUAGUGAAUCCGAAAUAUACGGCAAGAUGCAAGCGGUCUUCAUUGAAAUGGACAGGAGUCCAGAAACUGCAGUUGUUAAAGAGUUAGAAGACUUGAAGAAGGUUGUUAUGAAAGGUGAAAAUGAAGGAGAAAUCAAAAAGGAAACAUUUGAUCCCGAAAAGCAUAUCGAUGCCUACUUGCCGGUUCGAGUUAACGAACAGAGAGUGAGCAAUCUUUUGCAGUCACUCCUAGUUGCUGCAUCAGUAUGCGCUAUGCCUGCAAUCAAGUUGAUACCUACAUCUGUUCUUUGGGGAUAUUUUGCAUACAUGGCCAUUGAUAGUCUUCCCGGCAAUCAGUUCUGGGAAAGGAUGUUACUUCUCUUCAUCACACCUACUCGGCGAUACAAGGUGUUGGAACAUGUUCAUGCUUCAUUCGUGGAGUCGGUACCGUACCGAUUUAUGGCGAUGUUUACACUCUUCCAGUUCAUAUAUCUCCUCAUAUGCUUUGGUGUAACAUGGAUUCCUAUAGCUGGAAUCUUGUUCCCAUUGCCCUUCUUCCUUCUCAUCAUCAUAAGGCAAUACAUUCUCCCAAAUCUCAUUCUCCCAAAUUAUCUCCGUGAACUCGAUGCCGCCGAAUACGAGGAGCUUACCGGUGCCUUCCCAAGAACAUCCCUCAGCUUCUCUUCAAGGGAAAUGGAUAUAUCUCGUCUUGAGAAUGAGGCUGAUGCAGUUGAAAGGUUUGAUGCUGAGUUAUUAGAUGAGUUGACAACAAGUAGAGGAGAGUUAAAGCUCCGAACUGUUAGCUUCAGUGAGGAGCGGAAGGGCCAGGUUUAUCCAAAGGAUAUUGUUGAGGAAGAAUGAGAUUGAGAGAUAAAGUUGAAAAACAUGAACAUCAUAUAGGCUUCUUAGAUGUUUUCCUUUUUUUUUUUCUCUUCUUUUUUUUUUCCCCUUUUUUCCUCCAUGGUUGAAUCUGAAAAAUUCCACUUAGCCCUUCCAUAUAUGUCAAAUGCAAAUAUAUUUCUAUGUAAACUACAAAAACAUGCAUGUAGUGUGUUUUUUUCUACCUUCAACACGCAAAUCUAUUUCCAUGUAAA
Messenger RNA from Gossypium raimondii (Peruvian cotton), 2430 nucleotides. Its product is annotated as boron transporter 4. Gene Ontology annotation, biological process: monoatomic anion transport; transmembrane transport; monoatomic ion homeostasis. Gene Ontology annotation, molecular function: solute:inorganic anion antiporter activity. The transcript has 14 exons. The record is from RefSeq and is a predicted model, not a curated record. The coding region runs from base 185 to 2197 and encodes 670 amino acids. Gene Ontology annotation, cellular component: plasma membrane. Lineage: Eukaryota; Viridiplantae; Streptophyta; Magnoliopsida; Malvales; Malvaceae.